AUGAGUACAAUAUUGGAAAAGAUAGCGGGUAUUGAAGCCGAGAUGGCUCGAACCCAAAAAAAUAAAGCCACUGCAUUACAUUUGGGUAUACUAAAGGCGCGAUUGGCUAAAUUAAGGCGUGAACUGAUCACACCUAAAGGUGGCGGCGCUGCAACCGGCGAAGGUUUCGAUGUUGCCAAAACUGGUGAUGCCCGCAUUGGGUUUGUGGGUUUUCCGUCUGUAGGGAAGUCAACGCUACUAUCAAAUUUAGCAGGAGUGUACUCAGAAGUGGCUGCGUAUGAGUUCACAACAUUGACUACUGUACCAGGAUGUAUUAAGUAUAAGGGUGCUAAAAUCCAGCUACUCGACCUUCCUGGUAUUAUUGAAGGAGCUAAAGAUGGCAAAGGUCGUGGUCGUCAAGUGAUCGCUGUUGCCAGAACAUGCAGUCUUAUUUUUAUAGUAUUAGAUGUUCUUAAGCCACUGCAGCACAAGAAACUUCUAGAACAUGAGUUGGAAGGCUUUGGACUACGGUUAAACAAGCAACCUCCUAACAUACACUUUAGGAAAAAAGAUAAAGGUGGAAUUAAUUUGAACACUACUUGCCCACAAACGGAGCUCGACAUAGAAACAGUGAAGACUAUUUUAUCAGAAUACAAAAUUCAUAAUGCUGACAUAACCCUGCGGUAUGAUGCCAACAGUGAUGACCUUAUUGAUGUGAUCGAGGGCAACAGACUCUAUGUACCAUGUAUUUAUCUGCUUAACAAAAUUGAUCAAAUUAGCAUAGAAGAAUUGGACGUAAUUUACAAGAUACCCCAUUGUGUGCCAAUCUCGGCUCAUCAUAAAUGGAACUUUGACGACUUGUUGGAGAAAAUGUGGGAAUAUCUAAAGUUAAUCCGGAUAUAUACAAAGCCGAAAGGACAACUGCCUGACUACAAUGCCCCCGUUGUACUGCAUGCUGAUAGAACUAGCGUCGAAGACUUCUGUAAUAAGCUGCAUAGAUCCAUUGUUAAGGAAUUCAAAUACGCUCUGGUGUGGGGUUCAUCCGUGAAACAUCAACCACAGAAGGUGGGUAUCGAACACGUGUUGGCUGACGAGGACGUCGUUCAAAUCGUAAAGAAAGUCUAA
Arctia plantaginis is the source of this 1104-nucleotide messenger RNA. The record is from the annotation of a GenBank genome assembly. Lineage: Eukaryota; Metazoa; Arthropoda; Insecta; Lepidoptera; Erebidae.